Harpia harpyja (harpy eagle) is the source of this 1333-nucleotide messenger RNA. RefSeq names its product corticotropin releasing hormone (gene CRH). The record is from RefSeq and is a predicted model, not a curated record. Gene Ontology annotation, cellular component: extracellular region. Gene Ontology annotation, biological process: positive regulation of cortisol secretion; negative regulation of glucagon secretion; negative regulation of epinephrine secretion. Gene Ontology annotation, molecular function: corticotropin-releasing hormone activity. The transcript has 2 exons. NCBI's taxonomy places the organism in Eukaryota, Metazoa, Chordata, Aves, Accipitriformes, Accipitridae. The coding region runs from base 334 to 852 and encodes 172 amino acids.
UUUGGGGUUGCGAUAGCGAAACUCGGCCCAUCGCCGCUCCGACGGGCCCCCAUGAUUUAUUCAGCAGUGGAUCGGGGCACGCAAUCGGGCUGUCAGGAGAGCGUCAGCUUAUUAGGCAAGUUCUGCGUGAUUCCAGGAGAGGGUCUAAGCUAUAAAAAUCCCGCGCCCCGGCUCUGAUUAGGACCAAAUCUGAUCCCAAGUUCGCCAGGAGCCGGCUCCGAGGGAGAGCGAGAGGAAGGGACGCCGGGCACCGCCGAGCCCCGCCGCCUGCCCUGCCCUGCCCUGCCGCCGCCGCCGCCGCCGCCGCCGCCGCCCCAGGUUUGGGCCCCGACCAUGAAGAUCCCGCUGCUGGUCUCCACGGGAAUCCUGCUGGUCGCCCUCCUGCCCUGCCAGGAGUGCAGAGCUCUCAGCAAGAGCCCGGUAGCCGCCCACGGGGCUCUGCACCAGCCAGAUUUCUUCCAGCAGCAGCAGCAGCAGCAAACUCUGCCCGUCUUGCUCCGCAUGGGAGAAGAGUAUUUCCUGCGCCUGGGCAACCUCAACAAGAGACCCGUCGGCUCUUUCUCCGCCUCUCCCAGCAGCACCAGCCACCUACAGCCCGAAGCCUCCGCCAGCAACUUUUUCCGGGCGGCGGUGCAACAGCUGCAGCAGCUGCCCGAGAGCUCGCUGGGGAGCCCCGAGGAGGGCGAAGCCGAGGGGGAGGCCGUGGAGAGGGAGAAGCGAUCCGAGGAGCCCCCUAUUUCUCUGGAUCUGACUUUCCACCUCCUGCGAGAAGUCUUGGAGAUGGCCCGAGCCGAGCAGUUAGCGCAGCAAGCUCACAGCAACAGGAAACUGAUGGAGAUAAUCGGGAAAUGAAACGGCCCCUCCCCGCCUUGCCAAAGAGAUUCCGCAGUUAGCACAAGAAUAAUUACACCGUCCGAAGUACCAUAGUGCUGCUCUGAUGUCAUCUCUUUAUUUUUAUAUAGCUUUAAACCUAGAAGGGUGUACUCCGAACAGCCUCUGUCCCUUGACUAGCAUGCACAACCGUGUACCAAGUGCAGAAACACGAGUGUCGUUCGUAACCUCCCCUACCUUUAUUUAUUUCUCCAUUUCCCAGUUAUUCUAGUGCCAUCGCUACGUAGGGAUGUGUGAGCAUUGGAAGAAAUGGUGCCAAGAAGACAGAUAACUUUUCUGCUGGGGGCAGGGAGGUGGGAGGGGGAAUCUCUGUAAGCUACUUUAAAUCCACUUUUUUUCCUGUAAACAUUUUCACAAUAAAACAUCUUUUCAGCGCUCGGUCGAUUUUGUUGUGUAAGAGAAUGUUUAAUAUUUAUAUUUUUAAUAAAAGCUGCAAAGUAAA